GCCUCCCAAGCCCGCUCCCAGCUUCCAGCAUGACGGUUAUGUCUGGAGAGAACGCGGACGAGGCCUCGGCCGCCCCGGGCCACCCGGCUGAGGGCAGCUAUCCGCGGCCGGACGAGCACGACGAGCACGAGUGUUGCGAGCGCGUGGUGAUCAACAUCUCUGGGUUGCGCUUUGAGACGCAGCUCAAGACCCUGGCGCAAUUCCCCAAUACGCUCCUGGGCAACCCCAAGAAGCGCAUGCGUUACUUCGACCCCUUGCGCAAUGAGUACUUUUUUGACCGUAACCGGCCCAGCUUCGACGCCAUCCUGUACUACUACCAGUCCGGGGGCCGUCUGCGCAGGCCCGUCAACGUGCCCCUGGACAUGUUCUCCGAGGAGAUCAAGUUUUACGAGCUGGGCGAGGAGGCAAUGGAGAAGUUCCGAGAGGACGAGGGCUUCAUUAAAGAGGAGGAGCGCCCCUUGCCGGAGAAGGAAUACCAGCGCCAGGUGUGGCUGCUUUUCGAGUACCCCGAGAGCUCGGGUCCGGCGCGGGUCAUCGCCAUUGUCUCGGUCAUGGUCAUCCUCAUUUCCAUCGUCAUCUUCUGCCUGGAGACCUUGCCCGAGCUGAAGGACGACAAGGACUUCACGGGUACCUUCCACCGGGUUGACAACACCACGGUGGUCUACAGCUCCGGCAUCUUCACCGACCCCUUCUUCAUCGUCGAGACGCUUUGUAUCAUCUGGUUCUCCUUCGAGCUGGUGGUGCGCUUCUUCGCCUGCCCCAGCAAGACGGACUUCUUCAAGAACAUCAUGAAUUUCAUCGACAUUGUGGCCAUCAUCCCUUACUUCAUCACGCUGGGCACCGAGAUAGCCGAGCAGGAGGGCAACCAGAAAGGGGAGCAGGCCACGUCGCUGGCCAUCCUCAGGGUGAUCCGUUUGGUCAGGGUUUUUAGGAUCUUCAAGCUCUCCCGCCAUUCCAAGGGUCUCCAGAUCCUGGGCCAGACCCUCAAGGCUAGUAUGAGGGAACUAGGGCUGCUCAUUUUCUUCCUCUUCAUUGGGGUCAUCCUGUUCUCUAGCGCAGUGUACUUUGCCGAGGCGGAAGAAGCUGAGUCGCACUUCUCCAGUAUCCCCGAUGCUUUUUGGUGGGCGGUGGUGUCCAUGACCACCGUGGGAUACGGUGACAUGUACCCUGUGACAAUUGGAGGCAAGAUCGUGGGCUCCUUGUGUGCCAUCGCUGGUGUGCUGACAAUUGCCCUGCCCGUACCUGUCAUUGUGUCCAAUUUCAACUAUUUCUACCACCGAGAAACUGAGGGGGAGGAGCAAGCUCAGCUGCUCCACGUCAGCGCCCCGAAUUUAGCCUCUGACAGCGACCUCAGUCGUCGCAGUUCCUCCACGGUGAGCAAGUCCGAGUAUAUGGAGAUUGAGGAGGAUCUGAAUAAUAGCAUAGCCCACUUUAGACAGCCCAACAUCAGAACUGGGAACUGCACCGCAGCUAGCCAGAACUGCGUGCGUAAGAGCAAGCUGCUGACCGAUGUUUAAA
Molecule: messenger RNA, 1518 nt
Organism: Ochotona curzoniae (black-lipped pika)
Lineage: Eukaryota; Metazoa; Chordata; Mammalia; Lagomorpha; Ochotonidae
Gene: KCNA1
Product: potassium voltage-gated channel subfamily A member 1
Exons: 1
Coding region: 30-1517 (495 amino acids)
Biological process (GO): potassium ion transmembrane transport; protein homooligomerization
Cellular component (GO): paranode region of axon; membrane; dendrite
Molecular function (GO): delayed rectifier potassium channel activity; protein binding
Source: RefSeq, a predicted model, not a curated record